UGAAACAGAGUGUUGAGCAGAUCAGAGAGUUUCUUUGGAAGUUUUUCUGUGGUUCCAUCCUUGUUUAAAGAGAGCAUUGCUUAAAAAAACCUGGAUGUUGAUCACCUAAGCUGCACAGACAAGGCGGCCAAAUACUUGACAGAGAGGAGGGAGGGAAAGAAAAGAAAAAGCAGAAAUGGAGAACUUCAGCUCCAGAGACUUGGCUAUGAGAGCCCAGAAGAAGAUCCUUAGCAAUAUGGCCAACAAGGCAGUAGUGCAGAUGUUCAUUGAUGACACCAGCAGUGAGAUCCUGGAUGAGCUCUACCGUGUCUCAAAGGAGUACACAGGGAACCGCACAGAGGCCCAGAAAGUGAUUAAGGACCUGGUAAAAAUCGUUGUGAAGAUUGCUGUGCUUUUUAAGAACAACCGUUUCAGUGAGCAGGAGCUCAGCUUAGCCCAGACCUUCAAGAAAAAAUUACACCAGGGUGCCAUGACAGCUAUCAGUUUCCAUGAGGUUGAGUUCACCUUUGACAAGGGGGUGAUGUCAGAGAUUCUUACCUCGUGUAGAGACAUGAUGCUCAAGCUUGUAGAAACUCAUCUCACGGCAAAAUCCCAUGGACGCAUCCACCACGUCUUCAACCAUUACUCUGACCCCGAUCUUCUUACCCAGCUUUACAAUCCAAACGGUCCUUUCAAGCCUCACCUCAGUAAAAUUUGCAAUGGACUCAACAAAUUGAUCGAAGAGGGCAAAUUAUGAGAGAGCGGUGCCAGUGGGACUCCAAACAGUAUUUCUUUAAAGAGACCAACAAAGUGCUGGACUAGAAGAAAGCAAGGCAUGAAUUAUAUACUCAGCAUACACACAGUGAUUAACUCACUGUCUCUUUGUUCAAAUUAUUUGUACAUUUUAGUCCACCAUUGUUCUCUGCUUAUUACAAGAAAACCACAUUUCACAUCACUGUUGGCAGCAGAAAAUAUCGAAAUAUCGAUCAGUUUGAAUGCUUAAUCCCCAACAAGUGAUAGUUAUUUCAGCAAACCUGUUUUGAUGUGAAAGAUUUGAAGACGACUUAUUUUUUUAUCAAUGGGCACUAUAUUCAAAUUACUUUUUCAUGAACCAUUUUUUUCAAGAUUACACUUAUCUAAAAAGCUUUGUGAACACACUUUCCUGUAAAGGAACAAUCAGUGAAAGAGUUUUGAGUUGUGAAGGAAAGAUGGUAAAGUUAUUUUUACAAUCAGAACCAUCUCUAAGUAAAAAAAAAAUAAAAAAAAUAAGGUGUUUUAUAUUAAUAAAUACCCGCACUGAAUUGUCUCCAAUUUUCUGCAACCGAAAAAGGAAUUCAAGCUCUGCAUAUUGAGCAGUAAAUGAUGAAAUUAUGAAUGAAAAGCUGCAAUGCUGUCAGAAUUUUCAAAUGGGUGGAAUAUAUAUAAAUAUAUAUUUGUAAAACUAUGCUCUGAAAAACAUGGAAUCAACUCAAAAUCCCAGUUUCACAUUAGUAAAUCUCUUCACUGCCACCUGGUGUAACACUGUAGUAAUUUAAAAACCCGGUCUGCCCUAAACAUACUAAUGCACAUACAUGCAUUGAUGAUACUAUAUUAUAUGCUUUUGCUGCCUCAAGUUCAGAUAGCUGUAUACGCUACCUGUCAAAACAGUGAAAAUAAGAUAAUUCGUAAAAGCUCAUGUUACUUGAAAGAAACCUACAUAUUUGGAUGAAGCAGCUUACAUGAUGAGCAAACUGGUUAUUUAAAAAGCCUACAGAUGCUACAGAAAAUUUUAAACCACUCAAAGAUCUUCGUCUCUGGGAAUAUAUAAUGUACAAUUCAUUCAUCAAGAAUCCUGGUUGUAAAUAAACCUUGUGCUUUUAUAA
This is a messenger RNA of Hemibagrus wyckioides, 1841 nucleotides long. RefSeq names its product tumor necrosis factor, alpha-induced protein 8-like 2b (gene tnfaip8l2b). NCBI's taxonomy places the organism in Eukaryota, Metazoa, Chordata, Actinopteri, Siluriformes, Bagridae. The record is from RefSeq and is a predicted model, not a curated record. The transcript is spliced from 3 exons. The coding region runs from base 176 to 736 and encodes 186 amino acids. Gene Ontology annotation, cellular component: cytoplasm. Gene Ontology annotation, biological process: regulation of apoptotic process.